Metarhizium acridum CQMa 102 is the source of this 1416-nucleotide messenger RNA. The record is from RefSeq and is a predicted model, not a curated record. NCBI's taxonomy places the organism in Eukaryota, Fungi, Ascomycota, Sordariomycetes, Hypocreales, Clavicipitaceae.
AUGCAAUUCGCUGCGACGCCGAACCCGGCACGAUACUCGACGCCAGGGUUCAGCUCCAGCCAUGCAGUGAAAGAAAGCCCCGUCGCCAAGUCCUCCUCGCGCACCCCCAACUUACAUACACCAUGGACGAAUACCGGUAUGAGCCGCUGCCGCCAGAAGGCAAACACAUUCGGCUGGCAGUGCUUCAUCCGCGCGCGUCCCCCAGUCCGGAUGACAUCCGCGUCACCAUGUACAACACGCCGCUGGACGCCCGACAGCGGCUGCUGCCGUCCUUCAUGGCUCUGUCGUACGUCUGGGGAGACGCAAAACGACAGGCGAGACGUCGCAGUCGUCCAGUCCGCCGGCCUAGCAGAAGCCCUCGGCCACCUCCCCUACGCCGACAGCCACGCGGUCCUCUGGAUCGACGCCGUGUGCAUCAACCAGCAGGACCUGGACGAGCGCGCGCGCCAAGUCUCGCUCAUGGCCGAGAUAUACGCCUCGGCGGAGCGAGUCCUCGCGUGGGCCGGCCCGUCCGCCCCGGACAGCAACGUGGCCGUGAACCUGCUGCGCCGCAUCGCCGACUCGGUCGACGUCGACUUUGCGUCGCUCGCGCUGCGGCCCAGGGAGAGCGGCGCGGCCGGCGCGUACUUUGGGCUCCUGCUCGACGAGCACCAGCCCUGCCCUGGGACGGGCCGGAGUCGCAGGCCCUGGAGGCCUUCUUCCACAGGCCCUGGUCCGAGAGGCUCUGGGACCCCGGACACCCCCGGUUCCGGCGCUGGACGGCGAGGACGGCGAGGACGGCGCUGGUGGCCGACACGGCGGUGCACGGCGGUGCACGGCGUGUCGGGCCUCGGCCACCUGCUGCGGCAGAUGCGGCGGACCGAGUGCGCGGACCCCCGUGACCUACGGCGUCCUGGGGAUCCUGCCGGCGGCCUCGCAGGGCCUCGCGCGGCGCAUCAGGCCCGACUACAGAAAGCCCGCGGCGGAAGCGUACAAGGAGCUGGUGCUCGCCGAGAUGGAGGCGACGCGCAGGGCCGACGCUUACACGGCCGGGGGACCAGAUAUCCGUCAUGCUGGGCUGCAGUGCUACGGGCUCGGGAGGCAUCGAGCGGCGGCACCGAAAACAGCAACACGUAUGCCGCUGUUGGGCCCUGCAACGCGCAUGGCCUCAACUGGGGAGAGGCCCUGCUUGGCCCGCUGCCGGAGGACGUGCGCCUCACAUGGAGCCCGUCCGGGCCGGUGUUCAGGAAUAGAAACACGGGUGAAGGUGCGGCGGCAGAUCCCGGGAUCGACUGGGACCUGCUGCAAGUCGAUGCCAAGGAGGAUGCGUUUGUGCAGAGGGCCAACACGGCAGGCGGAGCGCCCACGUACAAGAGGCCUGAUGCGGCGUAUUUUGCAAACAAGGGCGCCAGGCCGAGAACCCUUCAUUUGGUUUAG